This is a messenger RNA of Ahaetulla prasina, 3884 nucleotides long. It is a transcript of the gene IP6K3, whose product is annotated as inositol hexakisphosphate kinase 3. Gene Ontology annotation, molecular function: inositol hexakisphosphate kinase activity. The record is from RefSeq and is a predicted model, not a curated record. Gene Ontology annotation, cellular component: nucleus; cytoplasm. The coding region runs from base 339 to 1550 and encodes 403 amino acids. Lineage: Eukaryota; Metazoa; Chordata; Lepidosauria; Squamata; Colubridae. Gene Ontology annotation, biological process: phosphatidylinositol phosphate biosynthetic process; inositol phosphate biosynthetic process. The transcript is spliced from 6 exons.
UACUAAGGCUACACAUCCUAGCAGGACUGCAGGACUGCAAAGCAACCCAGCAGAUUCACACUUCUGCUGAUUGUGGGAUACUCACAAACUACUGUGGCUAUGAAUGUAAUGACUGUCAACAAAGAAAGGAGCAGUUAGCUGUUGAAUUUAUACUCUGGGGUGCAGAAAAGUUCUGGAAGGAUUAUUGAACUGCCAAGGGGCAUAUAUACUUCAUCGCUGAGCUCAUUUGCUGGCAUAAAAACCUUAAGACAUCUUCUGAUCCUAGUUAGAAAGUGGCUCCUCCAUUUGAGACCCAGCAACAGCCGACAGAAAAAGACUCCAGUAUCUCUGGUUACAUCAUGGUGGUACAGAAUAAUCUGGAUAUCGGGGAAACCAGGAAAGGAAUCCUGCUGGAACCAUUCAUCCAUCAGGUUGGAGGACAUAUGAGCAUGAUGAAGUAUGAUGACUGCACUGUCUGUAAGCCACUUGUCUCUCAAGAGCAAUGGUUCUAUGAAGCUCUUCCAACAUCAAUGAAACAGUUCACUCCUUGUUACAAAGGUAUAAUAUCUGUGUACCUCAAGAAGGAUAGCAUGGGAAAUCUGAAUCUUGUAGCCUGUCCACAGACAGAUAAUCACAAUUCCUUGGAUAACAUCUCAAAGGAGUGUUCAAUGAAAAUAUGGCAGAAACUCAACCAAGCAAAAACCAGCAAGAAUGAUCACACAUUUGUCAAAUGGAAUCACAGCCCAUUCACAAAUGUCAUUGAAAGCAGCUGCCAUGGGAACACACGACUGCAGACAGAUCUUCAGUAUCACCAAGAUGUAUCAUCACUUAUGGAGGAUGCCAAUGGGAACCAAGAGGCAAAUAAAAGCUUUAAUCCUUGGGGAUUGCACUGUCACAAACAGCAUCUAAAUCGCAUGUCUUCCAAGUAUAAGGAGAAUAAACCUCAUCAAUUUCUCUUACUAGAAAAUGUUGUAUCCAAAUAUAAAUACCCAUGUGUUCUGGACUUAAAAAUGGGAACCAGGCAGCAUGGUGAUGAUGCAUCAGAGGAGAAGAAAGCACGCCAAAUAAAGAAAUGUGAACAGAGUACAUCAGCCUCCCUUGGAGUCCGUAUUUGUGGCAUGCAGGUUUACCAGGCAGAUACCAUCCAAUAUAUUUGCAAGGAUAAGUACUACGGACGAAAACUUUCACCAGAUGGCUUCAAGCAAGCCCUUUGCCAGUUCCUUCACAAUGGGAAUCAUUUUAGAACAGACCUUGUGGAACCAAUUUUGUUUCAGCUGAAUACUCUGCUAUCUGUCAUCAAAAACCAAAAUUCUUACCGGUUCUUCUCUAGCUCACUUCUCAUAAACUAUGAGGGACUGGAGAAAACAAUGCCUUCAGACAAUGACCCUCAGGGACACUAUCAAAACAUAGUCUGCUCUGCUUCACAUGGAAAUAGCCAUCCUAAAGUUGAUGUUCGCAUGAUAGACUUUGCUCACACAACUUACAAAGACUCAAGAUAUGAGGGACCAGAUCAUGGUUAUAUUUUUGGUCUAGAAAACUUAAUUAAAAUUUUCCAGAGUAUGGGAGAAUGACAAUUACAGAAUUAAAAACAUGAUUUGAAAUAGUAGAACCUGUACUUCGGGCUAUAACAGUAGGAAGCCGUCCAGCUACUACAGCAAUAAAAAGGGCAGUUUGUUAAGGAAAGCUCAAAUGAUACUAUAUGCCACUAUGGAUUGAGCAGAAGUCCUCAUAAUUGUGAACCAUUGGACAAUUUUCUUUUCUAAUUUUACUGUUGCCUAUUCAUGUCAUUUGUGAAAAAGAAUACUUGAAAAGAAUUUAAAGAGUUAAGGACUUUUUUUAAUGAAAAGCCAUUCAGUUUUGCAGGGCAAGCAAGGACCAAGCAUCUAUGAAACUCAUGAAAAGAGCUAUGAAGAUAGGCUGGCAGGUCCUUAAAACAAUUCAGCUUAAUUCAUCCAAUUUGAUGGGUUAAGAAGGACAAUCACAUUUGAACAAGCUUAGCUACUAAACAGCAGUACUUUAAAAACUUUAAAUUAACUCCUUGUUCCUUUGUAUUCCAUGCUAGUGUCUAUGCCAAAGUAUUUUCCAAAGAGUAAGUACAAUUAGAGCCACAAUCAAAAGCAGAAGGUACGAGAUAUUCUCAGAGAAAUAAUGGAAGAUAUUGAUGGAAGAAUAAGAAGAGACUUGUUACAAAGAGGGUGCAAAAUCUGGAAAGAGCAGUUAUGGAGGGAUUCAUACCUUGAUACUUCAGGUCAGAGUUACACUGCAGAGGUGUUAAGACAAUCUUGAAACAUGGGUGUACUGAUAUCAUUAUGGGCCCAAUAAUCCUCUAGAUAUUUUAUAUCAACAUUUCUAUGCAUGUAUGUAUUUUUCUUGCAUGUGGGUAACCAUUACAACAAACUUCACAAAAUGUUUACAGGAGUUUGGAGUAUAUUACUGGUAAAUAAAGAACACUAUUCCCAUGUCAUAUGGAAAAUCCGCUGAGUGUUGUAAAUACAAAAUACAGAUGUAGAAAUAUGCAGGCAAGAUGGAAUGUGAAACUGUAAAUAAAGUGUAUGGGUCUUAAAACGUAUUGACCGUGUCUAUAUUUCCUAAUGCUAUUUCUCACAGAUCUGUCAAUAUUUACAUAAUUGCUGUAAAAUCGUGUUUUCCUAGUUUAAAUAGCAGACCUCCGGGGAAAUCUUUUUGCUAUCUAGAAUAUAUUUCUUUAAUGUGGCCUGUGAGUAACCACAAAUUGUGUGACAGGGAGAUUAAAUCAUCAGGCCAAGUACAUAUUCCACUUAGCCUGCUGCCCAGCUUCAGGAAAUUGCUAGAAAUUAUUCACAGUGUUGAAUACUGUUAAUAUGAAACUUACAUCGCAAAAUCCAAAGCAAUUCCACAUAGACAGUCAUAGGCUCUAGGUGCAAAAGGAUUUGUCUUCAUUUGAGCUGCCUGUCAAACUCUUGCUGUGUCAAAUAUUUAUAAAAUAAUAAUUUGACAUUAAGAAAGCAAUUUAUGCAUAUGUUCAUUUUCUGCAACAAUCUAGAUUAUAACUGUUAUAACUACUAAUGCAGACUAUAAGAUAUUGAGUUAGUUCUUCUGAAUUAAGCAUAUUGAUAUAUAUUUGAUGAACAUCCUUCAACAUUUAAGGGAAUGUAUAAAUAAAAGUUGCAAUUGUAUCCUACUUCCAGGGAGGAUGCCAUAUAAAGUUCAGUGGGACUUAUUACAGCACAGAAUUGUAGAUAACUGUGCUAUAAAACAUCACGGCUGUAAAAGCUUAACUUUACAGCAAGUUCCUCUAAGCAAUUUUAGGGAAAUGGCAUUAAACUCCUCUUUUUGUCUGAGUAAAUAUGCAUAGAAUGGAACAACCCCGUUAUAUCCUAAAUUUCCUGGGUCAAUUCAAUGAGUAUUAUAACCAGAUAAAUGCUUACAUUUUAUUGUAUAAGCAUUGAAUAAAAAUAUUGCAGUUCUAAAAUUACUUCCAGCAAAUCUUUCCUUCCUCUUAAUUUGGGUCUUUCAGAGUUACUGGUCAAGUCUGAUGACUGAGGAAUUAUACUAGAGAAUAUAGUGCCCUGAAAUUAUGAUGUACCCUAUGAAAAAGCAUCUGCCUAACUAUAUAUCAAGCAUCUGCCAGCGAUGUCACCACAAAUAAAAUGACAUAAAUGGUGUUAUGCAUCUGCCUCCUGCUCCCAGCAAUAAGAAGUUUCCGGGAUGCCCACACCUAUGAAGGAUUCUGUUCCUUUGUAAAUACAUCACUGGGAGCAAGCGGAGAUGGAACUAACACAGAUGGUAUGGAGAUGGAAUUAACACUCCCACAAAUUCUGAAUUUCCUUCGGAUUUCCUUUGGAUUUCUCACAAUUCUCCAAUUUUGCUCAUUUUUAGCACCAAUCCACAUAUAUCGCUGUCCUUUCCUCAGCUUAGCCCACUCU